Chenopodium quinoa (quinoa) is the source of this 1946-nucleotide messenger RNA. RefSeq names its product pyruvate dehydrogenase E1 component subunit beta-3, chloroplastic-like. Lineage: Eukaryota; Viridiplantae; Streptophyta; Magnoliopsida; Caryophyllales; Amaranthaceae. The record is from RefSeq and is a predicted model, not a curated record. Gene Ontology annotation, biological process: pyruvate decarboxylation to acetyl-CoA. Gene Ontology annotation, molecular function: pyruvate dehydrogenase (acetyl-transferring) activity. The transcript has 4 exons. The coding region runs from base 438 to 1628 and encodes 396 amino acids.
AAGUUCAAACCGUAUAUCGUAGGCAACUAGCACACUCGUUAAUUAGAUCCUUUUAACUUAAAAAAAAAAAAAAAAAUAUCACAAUCCUCCCUCAAAUUCUAUAAUAGACAUCAACCACCUGCGUGUUGGUUGGCAAACUAACUUUUAACAGCACAAGAGAAAAGUAGGCGAUGCAAUCGAAGUACACUAACAACAAAACCCAAAAUCUUGUGGUCACAAAAUAAAUCCAAAUAGCUUAACAAAAAAAAAAAAAAAAACAUAAAAGAAGAAUGUUAUUUGUUGUUGCUGCUUCUAACUUUCUUAGAGUUCUAACCUGUAAACACUCCUACAUUGCUUUCUUCCCUCAAUUUCUCCGCCCAAAUUUCUUCUUCCUAUAAAAAUUCAUCAAACACCCAAAUUUUCUCUCUCCUCCAUCUUUCUACCAGUACCAAUUUUCAAUGGCUGCUAGCAUUCAGUCUUUAGGUGCUCCAUCGUCUUUCUCUGCUGUCAAUUCAAUCGAUUCCAAAAAAUUGAAUGGAAGGAAAGUUGGGUUUGUGGUGGUAAGAUCUGACCUCAAUGCUAAACGUGGUUCGAUGCCGGGCCGUUGCCGGACUGCGAAAUUGGUUUCUCAGGCUGUUUCUACACCAGCAGCUCCUACCGCGCCUUCAAAAACCGGGCACGAGGUCUUGCUCUUUGAAGCACUUCGUGAAGGUCUUGAUGAGGAAAUGGAAAGGGAUGCUCGCGUAUGUGUCAUGGGUGAAGAUGUGGGUCACUAUGGUGGAUCUUACAAGGUUACUAAAGGACUGGCCCCAAAAUAUGGAGAUCUUAGAGUUCUUGACACCCCAAUCGCUGAAAAUUCCUUCACGGGAAUGGGCAUUGGAGCUGCUAUGACUGGCUUAAGGCCUGUUAUUGAGGGAAUGAAUAUGGGAUUCCUUUUAUUGGCAUUCAACCAAAUCUCGAACAACUGUGGCAUGCUGCAUUACACUUCUGGCGGCCAAUUUACCAUUCCUGUGGUCAUUCGUGGCCCUGGUGGUGUUGGACGGCAGCUUGGGGCUGAGCAUUCACAACGUCUUGAGUCUUACUUCCAGUCAAUUCCUGGUAUCCAAAUGGUUGCAUGCUCCACCCCUUACAAUGCUAAAGGACUGAUGAAAGCCGCGAUUAGGAGUGAGAACCCUGUUAUUCUUUUUGAGCAUGUUCUGCUUUACAACCUUAAGGAGAGGAUUCCUGAUGAAGAAUAUGUUCUAUCAUUGGAAGAAGCGGAGAUGGUAAGACCUGGGGAACAUAUAACAAUCUUGACCUAUUCCCGUAUGAGGUACCAUGUGAUGCAGGCGGCGAAGACACUGGUCAACAAAGGGUAUGACCCUGAGGUGAUCGAUAUCCGCUCAUUAAAGCCCUUUGAUUUGCACACAAUUGGAAACUCCAUUAAGAAGACCCAUAGAGUGCUGAUUGUCGAAGAGUGCAUGAGAACAGGUGGUAUUGGUGCUAGUCUGACAGCUGCUAUUAACGAAAACUUCAAUGAUUAUUUGGAUGCCCCGGUCGUAUGUUUAUCAUCUCAAGAUGUACCUACUCCCUAUGCUGGGACUUUGGAAGAAUGGACUGUGGUUCAACCUGCUCAAAUUGUUACUGCAGUCGAGCAGCUGUGCAGGUAGGGAAUGAUUCAGUGGAGCUUUCUAUUCUUUAUUUACCCCCUCCCCUCCCCUCAUAUCUAUUUUUAUAUUUUAAGCAAUUGGAUUCUUAUGUAUUUUAGUAGCUAGCAAAUUCUUGUCUUGUAUAUUUCUGAUAUAAGUUAGUUGAGCCCUGUUGCUCCUAGAUUUCCUUAGCAACUUUGUUGUUUGCCAGUGAAGAACUUCUUCUUACAGCGUUUGCUGUUGGAAUUAUUGGAGUUUCUAUUAUAGUUGAAAUUGUUCUUGAAGAUUAAAUUUGUAGGAAUUUAUUGUCUACAAGGGGACAAAAUUGGUUUGUUUUCA